AGUUGAUAUGACAAUGAAAUAGGUCAGUUUUGCCUGAACUGUUAGAUUAGACGGUCAAAUAGAAAUUGCAUAUGAUAAUUUAGGAAAUUAAAAUCCCUCAUGUAUCUAUUUAUUAUUGCCUUAAUUUGCCUUGUUUGGGGCUAUAAAAGCCAUGCCUCCAGCAAACGAAUGCGUGAUGUAACACAAAACAUAUCAGGGCCUUACGUACUUCCACUACUGGGAUAUGUGACGGGUGUAUUGAAAUUUACACCUAAAAAUAUUUUAGCAAGUUUAAGCUCUUUGAUGUCCAAGCAUGGAAAUGUUGUGAAAAUAUGGGCUUUAAACAGUCUCUUCAUUAUGAGUGCUGACGAGGAACUUAAUGAACAAGUACUGGCCAGUCCCAAGGAAAUAACAAAACUCACCACAUAUCAAUUGCUACAUCCUUGGCUGGGUGUGGGUCUACUGACGAGUGAUGGCAAAAAAUGGCAUUCACGCCGUAAAAUUAUAACACCCACAUUUCAUUUUCAGAUAUUGGAAGAUUUUCUCAAAGUAUUCGACACACAAUCUACGAUAUUGGUGAAAUGUUUGGAGCAGAAGGCUGAUGGUCGAACUGCAUUCGAUAUACAGCCCUACAUAGGCUUAUACACGCUCGAUGUGGUGGUCGAGACAGCAAUGGGUACCAAAGUCAAUGCCCAAACCAAUAACAACUUGGUAUAUGCAUCAGCUGUGCAUGAAUUGACGGAAUUGUUGGCGGUGCGCUUUGCCAGACGCUAUUUGCACUUUGAUCCCGUUUACGCAGUCCUACAUCCUUUGCAAAAGUUACGCACAACCAAACUCUUGAACACAUUGCAUGAUUUCACUAAAAAAGUCAUUGUGGAGAGGAGAUCAUUGCUAGAGCAAAAUAAGGGAAAAUUGCAAUCACCUACUGAGGACAAUGACAUGGGUUAUAAAAAACGCAAUGUGUUUUUAGAUGUCCUGCUACAGGCGAGAAUCGAUGGUCAACCAUUGUCCAAUGAAGAUAUACGCGAAGAAGUCGAUACAUUUAUGUUUGAGGGUCAUGACACCACCGGAUCGGGUCUAAGUUUUGCUCUACACUUGUUGUCCCGACACCCUAGGGUGCAGAAUAAAAUAUUUGAGGAGAUCAAACAGGUCUAUGGCAAUGCAAAAGGAGAAAAGGACAUAACUUUGAUGAGCCUAAACGAAUUGAAAUAUACCGAAUGGGUGAUUAAGGAAUCACUACGUCUCUAUCCACCAGUGCCAUUAGUGGGGCGAAAAAUACAAGAAGACUUUGAAUACAAACACUCAAAACUGGGUAAUGGCAUUAUACCGGCCGGAACUGAGUUGUUUCUGUUUCCUUGUCUGCUGCAAAGAGAUCCCAGAAUGUUUUCAAAUCCUAAUGAUUUUCUGCCUGAGCGUCAUGCCACUAUCCAGGAAAAGUCCAGCAUGAGCACUAAUCCAUUUAGCGCGGGCCCCCGCAAUUGCAUAGGUCAACGAUUCGCCAUGUAUGUUAUGAAAAUUACUCUGUUGAAGAUUGUUGAAGAAUAUGAACUCUUGCCAUUGGGUGAGAAUGUACAGCCAAUACCAAAUCUUGUCAUGGCCUCAGAGAAUGGAAUGCAAUUGGGUUUACGGAAGAGAAAAGCUUGAUUUAAUUUUAUACGGAAAAAAGCGGUGAACGCACUGGUUUUAAUUUUAAUAAUUGUAUAAAA
Molecule: messenger RNA, 1685 nt
Organism: Stomoxys calcitrans (stable fly)
Lineage: Eukaryota; Metazoa; Arthropoda; Insecta; Diptera; Muscidae
Product: cytochrome P450 4d8
Exons: 5
Coding region: 100-1623 (507 amino acids)
Molecular function (GO): heme binding; monooxygenase activity; iron ion binding
Source: RefSeq, a predicted model, not a curated record